AUGUUUGGUUGCCCAUCUGUGAAUCAGCAACCCAUGCAGUUCUGCAUAAGAGCUGUACUACUGACAUCUGUGAAUAUGAUAUGCAAUUCCUUGUUUGCUCACUUGCUUGGCAGCAACAAUUUUGCAACUACCUAUGGCCUGUAUUGGUUGCUUGACUGCCAUUCUAAAACCGAAGUUGUGAACAAGUUGAGAACUGAGAUCACUGUGAAAGAGGAUCAAGGUGUUCAAGCAAUACAGUUGCUCAGCCCAGUUUCAAAACUAGGAGGAAUGCCCCUAAAAAAUAAGACUGGCAUUGAGCUGAAACUUCGGGCAUGGAAUCAAACUCUCAAGUUAGGAAAAGAAAUAUCUAACCUCACAAAUAAAUCAGACAUUGAAGAACAAGCUGCUACCCUCACUAAAUGUGAAUUUGCUGGUGACUGUUUCAAACAAAGAUCAAGGAGCACAUCAGAAUUGUGCAUACCAAAAGGUCCUAAUCGAAUACAAGUAAGGAAGCUUCAUGAACACUUUGGCUUCCAGAGGGUACAUGCUCAUUUAGUAGUUCUAAAAGUUAGAAAGUAUCAAUUAUCUUUUAGACCUGGAAUUGGUCCAGAGAUAUUCUUACUGCCAAAAUACAGGGAACUAGACGCAUGUGGAAGUAAAGCAACUGAUAAGAGAUCAAACCCCUGUCAUAUGCUUUAA
Sphenostylis stenocarpa is the source of this 678-nucleotide messenger RNA. NCBI's taxonomy places the organism in Eukaryota, Viridiplantae, Streptophyta, Magnoliopsida, Fabales, Fabaceae. The record is from the annotation of a GenBank genome assembly.